Molecule: messenger RNA, 174 nt
Organism: Funneliformis mosseae
Lineage: Eukaryota; Fungi; Glomeromycota; Glomeromycetes; Glomerales; Glomeraceae
Source: the annotation of a GenBank genome assembly
AUGACACACGAUAAAUCAACGGCGAAUUUGGAUAUCAAGGAGAAAUCAUUGAAAUCAAGGGGGAUGAUAAGCGUCCUUUGCGUUUUAUUAUUCAAAUUAUUUAUCACGAACGGAGCUUCUUUAAACGAUUUAAAUAUAAACAUUUGUCGUAACGUUGAAUAUUACUUCAUCGAA